ACUAGUAAUUUGCAGGAUUCCGCCACUCGCACAGGUUCAGCAAAAACAUUUCUAAUAACACCCACCUUUUUAACAGUCGCUUUCUCACCCCUCCAUUCUCUCACCGGCAUAAUGUCAUGGCUGGCUCGCUCCCUGGCAAACUCCCUUCGCCUCGAUGACGACGACGGCGGCGAUGAUGACGCCGACUCAGAAAACGACGUUGCACCCAACACCCCUUACGACCCGUCACCUGCAAAAUGCAUUCAAGAAGAAUCGGUUGAACGAACAGAGAUUCAAGAUGAAGGAGACGAAACGCAAACGAGAGGUGUCAAAGAGGAUCUUUCAGAACUCAAGCAAACCCUAACCCGUCAACUGUGGGGCGUCGCCACCUUUCUUGCUCCUGCGCCGACUUCCAACGAUAGACCACCUUCUAAUUUGAAUCAAUUCGAGGCAUCUGAUCGAUCCAACGAGGCAGAUCACUCCGAUUCCGAGGAAGUAUCGGGGAUCAGGCAAGAUUUUACGGAAAUCGGAGGGAGAUUUAGGAGUGGGGUCACGGAGAUUUCGAAGAUGGCGACGAAUUAUCUUCCUUUUGGGUCGGAGGAAAACGAGGUAGAAAAUGAUGAGGGAAAUGAGACGCACGGGGAGGAAUUGGAGAUCGAGGAGCCUGAUGAUUGGGGACCAGAAGCCAUCGGGAUUACCGACGAAGUGUUGGCAUUUGCGAGGAAUAUUGCUAUGCAUCCCGAGACUUGGCUGGAUUUCCCCCUUGACGAGGAAGACGAUUUAGACGAUUUUGAUAUGUCUGAUGCCCAAUGCGAGCAUGCUUUGGCAAUUGAACAACUUGCUCCUAGACUAGCUGCUCUCAGAAUUGAACUUUGUCCUUGCCAUAUGACUGAGAGUUACUUUUGGAAAGUGUAUUUUGUCCUUCUGCACUCAAGACUAGACAAACAUGAUGCAGAAAUUUUAUCUACCCCUCAGGUAAUGGAAGCCAGAGCAUUGUGGAUGCAGGAGCUACAUAAACAAACGAAGCCUGAAAAUGACUGGUUUGGACAAGGCACGUACCAUGCAAAUGAUGGUGCAGUAUUGCAUGAAAAGUUUGAAUAUGGUAGGACAUUUAAUUUUGAACCAGCAACCAGUAUGGCAACGGAUUACGAGACUCAGAAGCACCCAGUUGUAAGUGCAGACAUGGAAUUCAUUGAUAAAUCUGUUAUUGAAGAAAAGCCAGUGACAAAAAUUGUUAAUAAGGAUGUGCUUGCCAGUCAAUCUUCUAAAGUACUUGUUCCAAAUUAUGAAGAUGAUGAGGAUGACUGGCCAGAUGAGGAAGAUUCAGAUUUAGGCAGUUACAAAGCCACAUUCCCCACAGGAAAUGAAGAAGAUAUAUCUUUCAGUGAUCUUGAAGAUGAUGCCAACAGCACCAUACCCAUCAAAUCAAAGAUGCUUUCCAAAGGUUCUGAAACAUCGACAUCGAAAACCUAGAUGUGUAGCUUCAGCUGAGCGUAAGCUCUGCUGGUUGUCCUGUUGCUUGAACUGUAAAGUCGCCUAGUUUGAACUGAAACACUUUGAUAAAGAGUGAAGACCUUGCAAAUCUCUGCGCAUCCAGAAUUUUGGUCGGGGUGCUGUGGUAUUUCUUACAAGCACUUUUGUACAUGAUGGUUGUUUAAAUUGAGUUAGCUAUUAAGCGAGUAUAUCUUGAUUUAUUGUGCAAAGGUUGUAAACAAAACAUGUUAAAUGUCUUGGCAAGGAUGUUAUAAAUGAAAAUGGCCAGUUUUCUCUUUGUUUUGCAA
This is a messenger RNA of Manihot esculenta (cassava), 1760 nucleotides long. RefSeq lists its product as uncharacterized. Lineage: Eukaryota; Viridiplantae; Streptophyta; Magnoliopsida; Malpighiales; Euphorbiaceae. The transcript has 3 exons. Bases 112 to 1452 code for a protein of 446 amino acids. The record is from RefSeq and is a predicted model, not a curated record.